AUUAUUUACAAUUAAGAAACAAACUUUGUUUUGUUUAUUUCAAAAGUUUACAUUAAAAGCGAGUGAAAUGAUAAUAACACAAUAAAAGUGGGCAAGUUUUUUACGAAUCUAUAAGAAUGGGCAUAGCCCAAUUAACAAUAAUUUCUUUUAUUUUCAUAUAUUUUAAAUAAAUAACAAAAAAGAAAAACGAAAUAAUAAUCAUAAUUUACAAUUACGCGACAAUAAAGUGUUAUUUGUGCAAUAAUUUAGAACAUUUCUAUAAGAAAUUAAUAAGUGAAAACAACAAAACAAAAGCAAAAUCAAUUAAAACCAAUGUAGAUAGUAAAAUAAAUAAAUAAAUAAAUAAAUCUUAGAAUUGCGAACGAAUAAGAAAUACAAAAAUACAAACCUGCGCCAUUUUGUAGACGAACUCGCGAAUGUAACUGUAAAAAAAGCUCACACCAACACAUGGACACAAAGACGAUUGUGUGUAUUGGAGCCUGCAUAAUGCGAUGUGAGACCUUGAAUUAAAAAAAAAAGAAAACACGCCAACGAUUUGCCGCCAACUUGUCGACAAUAUCUCUACUAGAAGACACCCACCAAGAGAAAGAGAGAGGGAGAGAGCGAGAGAGAGCGGGAGAGAGAGGGAGCAGAAAGUGAAGAGAAGACAGCAGCCCACCUGAAAUUCGGCCCUCGUAAUACCUAGCAAUAGAUUUAAAUCCAAGUACACCCACGCAAGCGCAUGUCCGGCAACAACAACAAUUGAAGCUGCGUUCGCCUUGGUUUUUGGUCAUUUUGUGGAAUAAAACGCUAAAUUUUUGGUUGGCAUGGAAACGCCGUUAGUGCGGAGAAAAAUGCGUCGUCAGGGACAAACAAAAGCAUCGACAGCAACAACAAUAGCAGCAAAAACUUCAACAAUGGCAACUGCAGCCAGGACAAGAGCCAGGAUAACAGCACAGGCAACAACCUUAACGACAUCACAAGGAUUAAUCGGCACAUGGUCCCAGUUUGUUGUUGUUGUUGUUUUUGUUGCUGUUGCAAUACUGCUAAAUUGCCACGUCUGUCAAGGAGCCGGUCGCGCACCGCCGGAGCCCUACUUUGGCCGCUACAUCGGACAAUUCACGAACUUUGCGCACGGCAUAAAGGGCGCCAUCUAUGCCGUGGACGAGUCGACGCUGUUUGUUAAAUCCUUUGCGUACGAUGGCACCGGACCGGAUGCCUUCUUCUGGGUGGGCAAAACACCGAGACCAUCGCCCGAGGGCUAUAUUAUACCCUAUCCGGAGGAAUAUAUCGGCUCUGAUCCGCCCGUUCUGCAGGCGCACAACAAUACGGACAUCAUACUGCGUUUACCCAUGGGCAAAAGGAUUAAGGACAUUCGAUGGCUCUCGGUGUGGUGCAGACGCUUUACGGUCGAUUUUGGUGAGGUCUUCAUACCGCCUGGCCUAGAUGUGCCCAAGCCGCGAGUACUGCCGGAAUUUAGGCGUCUGGCCCAUGGACUCCGUUCCAGCAACAUAAGCGUUCUGGACGCAAAGACAUUCUAUAUUCCCAACCUGCACUAUGACGGCGCUGGACCCGAUGCCUAUUUCUGGGUGGGCAAUGGAAGCGAGCCGAAUCUCAUGGGCAUUAAGGUGCCCAAUGAGGUUGGAUCGUUGGACCCGUUGCGCAGCUAUCAGGGCGAGGAUAUUGAGAUUCAGCUGCCCGGCAGCUUGACCGUAUACGAUAUUGACUGGCUGUCGGUGUGGUGUGUGGAGUAUAGGCACAACUUUGGACACGUCUUCAUACCCAAGGACCUGGAUGUGCCGCCAGCAUUGGGUCAGACGAAAAUCACGCCUUCAUGGUGGUAUUCACCCACUACGACAACGCCGCGGCCCGUCUACUCCAAUUGCCGCGAGGUUCUGCCCAACAAGUUGCAGGUCAAAUGGGAACUGCAGGGUGAAUAUAUACAGAUCGAGCUGUUUGGACGCAUCACGGAGGAUCAGUAUAUGGCCUUUGGCCUAUCCGGCGCAAAUGGACGCCCCCAAAUGGCACAGUCCGACGUUGUGGUGGCCUUUUACGAUACAAACGCUCGAGUGUUCCGUGCCGAGGACUAUUUCAUUUCGGAUUUAUCACAGUGCGAUGGUCAGCGUGGCGUCUGUCCCGACGAGCGCAUCGGAGCACGCAAUAAUGUGAUUGUGGUAAGCGGGGAUCGCAAGAGCGGCGUCACCAGCAUUCGCUACAAGCGCCUGCUGCAAACAAAUGAGCCCAUUUAUGACAUGCCCAUACCCAUUGAUCGCGAGGUGUCGAUCAUAGCCGCCGUGGGACCACUCAAUGCCCGCAAGGAGGCCAACGCGCACUCGCACACUGCCAGCGAUCACAAUCCCGACGACAUACGCAUCAACUUCUCGAAGCGGAACGAUCAUGCCUGCAAGAGCUCGCUGUACGAUGUGAAGGAUGAGAGCGGACCCAAGCCGUGGGCCACGCGCAAGAUCGUGGGCGAGCACAAGUUCCGCGCCAGCAUUGGAGCCACGGGUGGCAAGCGUGGCUAUACAGCGAUUACGAGCGUGCCCUCGUGGGGCAUUGCCUGGUAUAUCAACGAUCUGCUGAUACCGGAAAUAACUGUGGAGCGCGGCCAGACCUACGAGUUCAUAAUCGAAGGCGGCAACGAUCCUGCACAGCCAGCCAGAUACCAUCCGCUGUAUAUCACGGACUCGCCGGAGGGUGGUCUGGGCCAGAAGACGGGCCUGGAGGCGCGCAAGCAGAAGGCCUAUGCGGGCGUUGAGUAUGAUGAGGAUGGCAAUGCCAUACCCACAGGCGUGGGCCGUUACUGCGAAUGGGAGCACCGCACUGUCGAUCGCUCGGCGGAGUUCGAGAACUUUGAGGACUUCAAGGGUACGCUGGUGUUCAAGUGCGAGGACGGCGAGCCGGGCUACAUGAACUGGACGGUGCCCAUGGAUGCACCUGCCGUAUUGUAUUACCAGUGCUUCACCCACAACAAUCUGGGCUGGAAGAUAAACGUGGUGGACGCCGGCGCAAGUACCGCUCCGGCCAGCUUGCAGCUGGGCCGCAAUCAGCUGCUCUUCUACAUGAUGCUAACAGUUUUAAGCCUGGUUGUAGGACGUUCCAGACUGGCGAGUCCUUUGCUUGCCUGAUAGUCGGAACGCCAGUAAAUUGUUGUAAAGUCAUGUUCCAAGGUUUUCAGCAGAUAAUUCAGUUGCUUUGAGCAUAUCUUACACUCACACUUUACAUAUCCUUAACCAUAUUGAGUCUUUUUAACAAGUUUUCUAAACGAAUUUAUAAUUUCAUAAAACAUAUAUAUUAAUAUCGACUUCUCAAGCACCGAGGCAACUGUUUGCUGAAGAUUUUGGAACAUUUGAACGUAUUCUACAUAACAACCAGGCUAAUAUCAUCUGAAAAACAUAUCUUCAUAAUAAUUUAUAAGGUGUAAAACUGUUGAAAACUAUUGUGUGCGUGUGCAAAUGGCAGUGGUGCGUACUUACUGCACCCACUGUAGCUGGCCGGGAUUAGAUGGAGGCGCAGCAAGAACUCUUUGUAUAUUUACGUGUAUGGAAUUCUACUUUUUUACGUGUAUGCAGAACAUACGAAACUUACUUAUACAUUUACAUUUACAGUAAAAUUGUAAUUUUUCUAGCAACAACUACUACUUAUA
Messenger RNA from Drosophila novamexicana, 3625 nucleotides. Its product is annotated as protein Skeletor, isoforms B/C. Bases 807 to 3107 code for a protein of 766 amino acids. The record is from RefSeq and is a predicted model, not a curated record. The transcript has 14 exons. Lineage: Eukaryota; Metazoa; Arthropoda; Insecta; Diptera; Drosophilidae.